Messenger RNA from Suillus clintonianus, 318 nucleotides. RefSeq lists its product as uncharacterized. NCBI's taxonomy places the organism in Eukaryota, Fungi, Basidiomycota, Agaricomycetes, Boletales, Suillaceae. The record is from RefSeq and is a predicted model, not a curated record. The transcript has a single exon. Bases 1 to 318 code for a protein of 105 amino acids.
AUGUCCCCCUCCCGAAACCCCACCCGAACGGACUUACCGAUGAUUUCAACGACAUCCCCCCUGCCUGUACCUACUCCCAUUGCAGUCACAGUCGCAGUCAUGCUCGUGCCUGCACCCGAACUCGAAUUGACACCUGUACCUCCAAUUCCACCACCACCAAUGCUUGUGAUUCCAUUUGCAUUUGCACUUGCACUCGAGCCCGCAUUCAUGUUGUUCGCGCUCACAAUAGCAGCUGCACUCACACCAGGACUCACCACCUCCCCAACAGGUGUUGCAGAAGAAGAAGGUAAAGUAGCAGCAGCCGAUUCAGAAGCGUGA